AUGGCGGCGAGUUUGAUGACGACCUUCAAGCCGUGCUUUUGUUUCGUAACGAUUCUUUUGCUUUCGGCCUGGCUGCCGGAAAUAACGUGCUCGAGCGUGGAGCUUGGGGGUUUUUUCCGAGGUAAUAACCGGUUCGUGACUCGGGCUUGCGACGAAAUCUAUGUCGUGAGAGAAGGCGAAACUCUUCAGACGAUCAGCGAAAAGUGUGACGACCCGUUUAUCGUGGAGCGGAACCCGCACGUUCACGACCCGGACGAUGUUUUUCCGGGACUUGUCAUAAAGAUCACGCCAUUUUCGAGCUAUAGGAGUUAA
Molecule: messenger RNA, 312 nt
Organism: Striga hermonthica
Lineage: Eukaryota; Viridiplantae; Streptophyta; Magnoliopsida; Lamiales; Orobanchaceae
Source: the annotation of a GenBank genome assembly